AUGUAAGCAGGUAUUCCUUUGAGCCAUUUGAUGACUACUCAUUGCCCAAAGUGGAUCAGGAUUGGAGCUCAAUAGUUGUUGGCAAUUUUGAGAAAGCCACUUUGGGUUCAUUCCUGCAUGAAAGAUAUGAAAAUCGAGCAACAUUGGGCACAAAAGGAGUGGAGGGCGUUGUAGUGACCAUGUGUCUUCAGGGGUGCAGAUACAAUUAUCUGGAACGAAUUGCUUAUGCCAAGACCAUUGCCAUUGUUGACAUUGUGAUUAAUUUCGUGUUCAUCGCAGGCAUCCUCAUUUGCAGGCCCAUGAUCCGAGGACAACCAAAUUUGGGGCAAUCAUGUCUAUGGCAUUUAGUAUUGAUUAUAUCAGAUGGUCUUCUAAUCUAUGGACUCAACAAAUGCAAACUAACUUUCAUUGCGUUGUGGAAAACCAUUCUGUUCCUAAAAGUGGUAGUGAAUUUGACCUUGGUGAUACUUUUGGCAGUGUUUGCAUUGUCAAACAUGGAGGGGUUCAUCCCGUACAUAAUCCGACCGGAUGGUACCUCUCACAUGGCCUCCAUCUUAUUUUGGUUCACCUUCAUAUCUUUUGGUGCUCUAGUAGCCAUGCUUCCGUUUGACAUCUUUUUCUUGGCCUCUGUGAAUAAGGCAACCUUCGAGAUGCUGGCCUGGUUGCCAUCGUCGACAGAGUCCUUGUUGACCGAAGCCAUGCGACACCGAGCUGGAGGAAUGUCUUCUGAAGACCCAAAAAAUCGGCAAUUGGGGAUUCAAGAAUCUUGGCUCCAUCAGGAUAUCAUUACCCGAGCGCCAAGGCCACGAUCCCAUGUUCUUUCCCAAACGCAACCCGUUGGUUCGAUCGAUAAUGGUAGUAACGGGUUCGAUAAUCCCAUGAAGCCUUUUAUGCCUAUGUAUUUGCCACAUCCAGCAUUGCGGUAUUCGGCCAACUUUAAUCAGGUAUCGCCCUCUCCUUUCCCCAAUAAUCUAGCCGUGUGGCAAGGAUGAUGUGUCACAUCUAGCUCUUCAAAAUCAAAUCUGUGAUCGAAACGUGUCAUAUACCUAUAUUUCGUCAACACUCUCAAUAAAAAAACCGAUUGAUUUAA
Tigriopus californicus is the source of this 1090-nucleotide messenger RNA. RefSeq lists its product as uncharacterized. The transcript has 3 exons. The record is from RefSeq and is a predicted model, not a curated record. NCBI's taxonomy places the organism in Eukaryota, Metazoa, Arthropoda, Copepoda, Harpacticoida, Harpacticidae. The coding region runs from base 180 to 992 and encodes 270 amino acids.